CGUCGCAUAUCCGUGAUAUCGUACCACCUAGUUGACGAAAUAUCGAGACAAUGAGAGUUUAUCUGAGUUUUGAAUUUUUCCUUUGGACCCGGGAGAAAGUCAAGAGGUUGUGAAGAGGGGAAACAUUUUAAUCGAACUUGUCGUAUAGUGGACUCAGGUCGACAGCGCCAAGUCAGCCUCGCCUUGGAACAGUACGUGUUCUCUUACCCCGAGUGUAAUAACAUAGAAAGUACCUGUAUUUAUUCGCGCCAGUUACGUGAUUUAAGGUUUCCUAUUUGUUUAAACCGAUAUUUUCAAACACUAUUUCACCAGAUUAAACAAUAACACUGGAACAAUAUUGACUAAUUGGUCAAUACACGUGAAAUAUUCAAGGGACUGUGCACUGUUGACUAGAGAAGAAUCAUGUGAAAAGAAAAAAAUUUAUUUUCACUGCCUGAAGAUAUUUAAGUCGACCUGUUUGAUUCAAAAAAAUAGCGCGCAUACAUCCUGAAUUCCAACGCCUGCGCAAUACAGCCAUGACUGAUAUGGGUCACAUGACACCAGUACCGAGGGACUGUUGUGGUAAAGUCGCUGGUCGUUCUCGCACGCAAAAUUUCAUUAGAAAAAAUCAAUUAGAUUCACCAGCUUUUGUCUGCAUAUCCUGUUUCUGCACUGUUCUUGGGCUAAUGUGCAUUCUGACGAUUGCACUAUUGAUUAUCACGCAAUCAUCGAUAACAUCAGCUCACGAUUCAGGCAUUCCCCAAGCCUACUCAAGGAUGACAUCAAAAGAUCAAUCAACGGAAAUUAGAUUUCGUUUAUCACCGGAUGUCACACCCAUUGAGUAUGAUCUCUACCUCCACCCAGACCUGGCCAAAGGGACUUUCUCAGGGAAUGUGACAAUUACAAUCCAGGUGAAAUCUAAGAGGAAUUACAUAGCCCUUCACCAGAAGGACCUAAACAUAACAAAAGCUAGCAUGACGACCUACGACCGUCAAGCAAACUACGAUAUACCAAUAAAGGACAGAUACACUGUUGAAGCUCUUGAGGAGCUAGUGGUAACGUUCAACGAGGACAUCCCCUAUGGCAUGUACCAGCUGGCAUUUGAUUUUGAGGGCGCCCUGCAGCCGGACAAAAUUGUUGGCUUCUACGCAAGUCGCUACAAGGAUGAGCAUGGCCACAAUAAAGUGAUAGCCACUUCAAAAUUCGAGCCAACGUACGCCAGAAGGGCAUUUCCCUGCUUCGACGAGCCAUCAUUCAAGGCCCCAUUCAAGGUUAAACUUGUUUAUCCAACGGGUGACGGUUAUCACGCCCUUUCAAGUAUGAACGCCGAGAGUAGUGUUAUGAACAAACCCGAAUUGGGUCUCACAACAGUGACAUUCGCCAAGAGUGUACCAAUGUCAACGUACCUCAUUUGCUUCAUUGUCAGUGAUUUUGUCUCUGUAUCAGCACCAGCAAGAAAGCUCAACGAGAGCGAGACAUUUCCCAUAAGUGUCUACACAACUAGAGCACAAAAAGAUAAAGCAGCUUUUGCACUGGACAUUGGAGUCAAGAUAAUUGAAUUUUACACGAAACUCUUCAGAAUUGAUUAUCCUCUACCCAAACUGGACAUGGCUGCCAUUCCAGAUUUUGUAUCUGGCGCUAUGGAGAACUGGGGACUCAUCACCUACAGAGAGGCGAGACUUCUUUACGAUCAAAAGACAAGCUCCACUGCUGAUCAAGAAGGUAUAGUUCAGGUGAUUGCUCAUGAAUUUGCUCAUAUGUGGUUUGGUAAUCUGGUGACGAUGGGCUGGUGGCACGAUUUGUGGCUGAACGAGGGAUUCGCAAGUUACAUGCAGUACAAAAGUGCUGAUGCCAUUCUACCAGAUUGGGGAGUUAUGAAUAGAUUUCUACCCGAGGCACUUCAUCCGGUUUUUAUCACUGAUGCCAAACUCAGUUCACAUCCUAUUGUGCAAACUGUUGCUAAUCCUGAUGAGAUUACUGCUAUUUUCGAUGUGAUAACGUACAGUAAGGGUGCCUCAGUUCUCCGGAUGUUGGACAACUUCAUUGGGCCGGAAACCUUCAACUGGGGCGUAACAACGUACCUAAAUCAAUUCGCAUACCUCAACGCCGAGACAGCUGAUCUAUUCAGAAUUCUGCAGACAGCAGCGGGAAAUAACAUAAACAUCACAGCGAUAAUGGAUACCUGGACAAGGCAAAUGGGCUUUCCGGUGGUGAAUGUGACCAGAAAUGGUACGACUUUCACCCUCACGCAGAAAAGAUUCCUAGCCGAUCCAGACGCUAAAUACGAUCCCACAGAGUCUGAUUACGGUUACAAAUGGACAAUUCCAAUCACAUACGUAACUGAUAAGAACGCAGUUUCAACUUUAAUUUGGUUCGACAAAGAUGCCGCUAAACUCGAAUUCAAAUUGUCAGAACCAGUUGAGUGGGUGAAGUUCAAUCACGAUCAGGUGGGUUAUUACAGGGUCAAUUAUGACGUUCAAGAAUGGAAUUCAUUCGUCGAAGUACUGCAAACUCGUCACAAGAGGCUGUCCAUUUCUGACAGAACGAGCCUCAUCGAAGACGCCUUCAGUCUAGCUCAUGCCUGUCAGUUGGACUACACCAUUGCCUUGAGAAUGACAUCUUAUCUUGACAAGGAGCAGGCCGCCACACCAUGGAGAGUUGCUGCUGUCAAGUUGAGGACUAUCGACAAUCUCCUUGGGUCGACUGAUGUCCUGCCAAAGUACAGGCAAUACCUCAGGAAACUGGUAGACAUUACAUAUCACGAUGUCACCUGGCGAGUGGAUGGAUUCGAAGAUCAUGACACACGUCGACUGAGAUCAUCGGUACUACAUUUUGCCUGCGGUGUGGGACACACUGAAUGCCUCGACGACGCUGGUGUAAUUUUCAAGAAGUGGAUUGAUGAUAUAGAAGAUGUGAGACCUCAUCCAGACAUCAGGGAGGCGAUCUACAAGUAUGGAAUGAGUCAUGUUGGCAAAGAGACUGAGUGGAAUAUCAUGUUCCAAAGAUUUAUUGAGGAGACUGAUGCCAGUGAGAAACUAAAUCUCCAACGAGGACUCGCUGCAGUCCAGUCUAAAUGGCUUUUGAAUAAAUUCAUUGGAAUAGCUGUUGACGAGAAGUACGUGAGAUCUCAGGAUACUUUCGGGUGCCUUCUCGCAAUCUCUAGGAAUCCCGUUGGUAAUCCUCUAGUCUGGGACUGGGUUAGGGAGAACUGGGAGUUUUUGGUGAAACGUUACACUCUUAAUGACAGAUAUUUGGGACAAUUGGUGCCUGGAAUUGUAGCUUCCUUCGCUACUGAUAUUAAACUACAAGAGUUGAGGGCUUUCUUCGAUAAGUAUCCGGAGGCGGGGGCUGGCAAAGCUUACAGGGCAAGGGCUCUUGAGACUGUCGCUAAUAAUAUCAAAUGGGUGAAGAGUAAUGCUGAGAUAAUUGACAGGUGGUUGGAUUCUGUUACCAAGUGAUAGGAUUUUGUUGAAAGAUUUUCGAAUAAGUAUGAGUUUGAUUCUACCAAAUUUAUGAAGUCACGUUAUUUUCUGUAUUGCCAUUGAAUAUUUUGUAAUUUUUGUAAAUUAAUGAGCAAUAAAUUUAAUAUUUCUAUUGA
Molecule: messenger RNA, 3577 nt
Organism: Diachasmimorpha longicaudata
Lineage: Eukaryota; Metazoa; Arthropoda; Insecta; Hymenoptera; Braconidae
Product: glutamyl aminopeptidase
Exons: 4
Coding region: 516-3437 (973 amino acids)
Biological process (GO): peptide catabolic process; proteolysis
Cellular component (GO): cytoplasm
Molecular function (GO): peptide binding; metalloaminopeptidase activity; zinc ion binding
Source: RefSeq, a predicted model, not a curated record